Belonocnema kinseyi is the source of this 2428-nucleotide messenger RNA. Its product is annotated as alanine aminotransferase 1. Bases 471 to 2138 code for a protein of 555 amino acids. Gene Ontology annotation, biological process: biosynthetic process. Gene Ontology annotation, molecular function: pyridoxal phosphate binding; L-alanine:2-oxoglutarate transaminase activity. NCBI's taxonomy places the organism in Eukaryota, Metazoa, Arthropoda, Insecta, Hymenoptera, Cynipidae. The transcript has 6 exons. The record is from RefSeq and is a predicted model, not a curated record.
AUACUAUCUAAUCCCAACUGAAUUUCACUGCAACUCUGAACUACAAGUUCAAAAUAAGAUUCAAUCGAUAAUUCAGAAACCUUGUUAUCGCCUUUCUCUCAGCCAGUAUCCAGUGUUACGCGGCUGUCGCAGCUCCACUGUGUCUCAAUUCGACCUCACUCUCGUUAUAGAAAACAGAUAUUUUCAAAACGGAUAGUGCGAUAUGGAGUGAACUAGAAGUUUUUACUAGAGACUGGUAAAUCUGAACAUUGUCCAUGAACGACAAAAGUUCUAGAAUACAAAUCCAAAUUCCAGAGCAGAGCAACAGAAGGAAGAACCACUGAACUGCACUUGAAGCAGCGAGGCGGAGGCGGCGGAGGACAUAACUGAGUGACGUCGUUCGUGGGUGAAGUGCACAUCAGGAUCUGACAGCUAGCUAGCAGGGGGCUAGCAGCAGCAGUAGUGCAAUACCGCGAACGAGUCUGUCAAUCAUGUCGUCGUCUCACGGCCAGUUGAGGAAGAUGGCCAUCAACAAUUGGCCACGGGGCUGGACGCGAGGCGGGGGAAACUUGGGAGUUCGUGGAACGAGAGGAAUGGGAGGGGGAGCACUGGGCUUCGGGACUGGUGUCAGCCAGCCUGCCGCUGGAACGACGAUUCUUCAACCGGUCUCACCUCAAACUCAUCAAAUUCAAAAUAACCACCGAACCAUGUCCAGCAACGAAAAACGGGUCCUCAACGAAGACAAUGUCUUUUAUAACCUCAAAGUCAUGGAAUAUGCUGUUCGCGGACCUCUCCUUCUCCGAGCGAACGAAAUCGAAAAGGAACUUCAAAAGGGAGCCAAGAAACCGUUCAAGGAGGUGAUCAAGGCAAAUAUCGGAGAUGCACACGCAAUGGGCCAAAAGCCCAUCACGUUCCUGCGUCAAGUGCUGGCCCUGACAGUGUCACCUGAACUUCUGAAUGAUCCGAAGUAUCCUGAGGACGCAAAGGAACGAGCGAGGACUCUCCUCGAGGGCUGCAAAGGCGCGAGCGUCGGAUCGUAUUCAGACUCUGCUGGAGUUGAAAUAAUCCGAAGACAUGUGGCGCAGUACAUUCAGGAACGAGACGGCGGAAUUCCGAGCGACUACAGGAACAUCAUGCUCUCGAAUGGAGCCUCCGACGCAAUCAAAUCGUUCUUGAAACUCUUCAACGAAAAAGUGGAGGGAAAGCCCACCGGAGUGAUGAUUCCGAUUCCGCAAUAUCCACUUUAUUCCGCCAUUCUGGCGGAGUUCGGUCUCUCGCAGAUCGGCUACUACUUGAACGAGGACAACAAGUGGUCGCUGGAUAUCUCGGAACUCGAGAGAGCCUACAAAGAAGCCGAAAAGACGUCGAAACCCCGAGUUUUGGUGGUGAUAAACCCCGGCAAUCCAACAGGGCAGGUUUUGUCCCGGGAAAAUAUCGAGCAAGUCAUCAAAUUCGCACACAAGCAUCACCUAUUCCUAUUGGCUGAUGAAGUUUACCAAACGAAUAUUUAUGACAAGGAUUCCUCCUUCUUUGCGUUCAAAAAAGUCUUGACCGAAAUGGGCAAGCCCUACUCUGACAUGGAACUGGCCUCCUUCAUGUCCGUCUCGAAAGGUUACACGGGUGAGUGUGGUCUUCGGGGCGGCUACGCAGAGAUUAUAAAUAUGAAUCCGAGCGUGAUGGCUGUCUUGAUGAAGUCGAUCUCGGCGAUGUUGUGUCCGACGGUUCUGGGCCAAGUGGCAAUGGACGUAGUGGUCAAUCCUCCCAAGCCCAACGAGCCCUCCUACCCGAAUUUCCUCAAAGAGAAGACUCAAACUCUGGACUCUUUGGCGGAGCGCUCUCGCUUGGUCGUUGAAACUCUCAACAGUAUUCCCGGAAUUAAGGUUAAUCCGUCGAUGGGCGCGAUGUACGUGUUCCCAAGGGUAGACCUUCCUGAGAAGGUGAUCAAGGACGCGAAAGCCAAAGGCCUGUCACCCGACGCCUUCUACGCAUUCAAGCUUCUCGAGGCCACCGGAAUUUGCGUCAUUCCUGGAUCCGGUUUCGGACAGAGACCCGGCACAUAUCACUUCAGGACGACCAUUUUGCCCCAAAAGGAGAUGAUCAAGACCAUGCUAAACAGCCUCAAGGAAUUUCACAUAAAGUUCCUCAAGGAAUAUAGCUAGACAAAUGACUAACUGACAAACUGACAAACUGAAACUACGGAAAUUGUUGAGCGGAGAAAAAUUUAGAUGUAUAAGAAUUAUAUAAGUGUUCUACAAUUAAUGAAAAGAGGCGCGCAUGCUCCUUUUGCAAAGAGGCGCACGCACUGCACUGACUGUGAGAUUAUAUUUAUUAUAUGGAUAUUGUUUCUGUGUAGAUGGCACUACGCUCUAAUCGUAUAACGAUGUUAUAUUGUUGGUACCUGUGCUAGCAUUCAUAUUGAUUAAAAUGUUAUUUUUAAAAAACCCCACAA